AUGGCAGCUACAAACGGGAAAUUGUCGGUUAUGAAGAGUUUAGACGAGUUAUUUCCGGGGGUCGAUAUUGUUCGGGCUGCUGGAGCAGCCGCUAGAAACGGCCGUCCACGUCUUACAGUGGCUUUACGAUCGUCCGAGGAGGGUACUUCUUGA
This is a messenger RNA of Phytophthora nicotianae INRA-310, 153 nucleotides long. RefSeq lists its product as hypothetical. Lineage: Eukaryota; Oomycota; Peronosporomycetes; Peronosporales; Peronosporaceae. The transcript is spliced from 2 exons. Bases 1 to 153 code for a protein of 50 amino acids. The record is from RefSeq and is a predicted model, not a curated record.